Messenger RNA from Melozone crissalis (California towhee), 2461 nucleotides. It is a transcript of the gene STXBP4, whose product is annotated as syntaxin binding protein 4. Gene Ontology annotation, cellular component: cytoplasmic vesicle. The coding region runs from base 9 to 2162 and encodes 717 amino acids. The record is from RefSeq and is a predicted model, not a curated record. The transcript is spliced from 22 exons. NCBI's taxonomy places the organism in Eukaryota, Metazoa, Chordata, Aves, Passeriformes, Passerellidae. Gene Ontology annotation, biological process: regulation of insulin secretion involved in cellular response to glucose stimulus; insulin receptor signaling pathway. Gene Ontology annotation, molecular function: syntaxin binding.
CUAAGAAGAUGUCCAGUGCAGAUCCCCUCACAAAUACAGAGAAGGGGACCAUUAUGGGCCCUCAUGGAAUAAAUCGAGCUGUUCACCGCAUCUCUUUCUCUGAUUGCCAGAAUGGAUUAGGAGUUAAAAUUAUUGGAGGUUAUCGGGCACAAACAGCAGAAGAUUAUGGGAUUUUCAUAAAGAGAAUUCUGCCUGGAGGGGUGGCUGCUACAGACAGCCGUUUGCUCACUGGGGACCUAAUUCUGGAUGUCAAUGGAGAAAACCUGGUUGGAGUAACAAAUGAAAGGGCUGUUGACAUCUUGAGAACAGCCUCAGCCUCUAAUCACAUGUCUCUGCUCGUUGCUAGAGAUGAAGAAGCAAAGAAAGAAUUUCAUGACCUAAUGGAUAAGUAUGGCUCUCACAGUGACACAACCUCUGCAAGAACUUCUCCAACACAUCAUUUAGCUGCAAAAUCUAGAGACAGCCUUUCUUCUGGGUCAUCCUCAAGGUCACAGAGUCCUCAGUUGCAGUUGAAGGAUAACAUCACCAGCAGCAGCAGAAAUAAUUCUGUCCCAUCACCAUCCCCAAAGCUUCCAAAUGACAGUGCAUUUCAGAUUAUCUCUGUUUGCAAAGGAACAAACCUAGGUUUGAAUAUUGUGGGAGGAAUUAACAGAAAUGAAGGGCCUUUGGUAUAUAUUCAAGAAAUUAUCCCUGGUGGUGAUUGCCAUAAGGAUGGACGAUUGAAACCUGGGGAUCAGCUUGUGUCCAUCAACAAAGAGUCCAUGAUUGGAGUCUCCUAUGAAGAGGCAAAAAGUAUAAUCAACAGAACAAAGAUGAGGUUUGAAAAUUUUUGGGAGAUAGCUUUUAUUAGGCAGAAAAACACACACAGUUUUCCACAGAAUCUGCAGCAUCCUUUCAGCCUCUUAACAUCUUCUGUAGCACAUGGAGAGCAACAGGCUGCAACCCUUGGUCCUCUUCCCUCUCCUACUGGGAGGCUGCUUUCACCAUUCCCUCCAGAUGCUAUGGAAACUGGAGUCAAGAUGGGAGAGCAAUCUCCAAUUACUGCUCUAGACAGCAAUCCUGCUGAUGUGUCUGCCACGGUUAUUGCCCCCAGCCAGAAUGAUGAUUAUGAGCCCCAAGGAAAGAACCUGAGUAUUCAUCUCAAAACAGAAAAGCUGGAGAGGGCACUGAAUUAUCUUGGGAUUCAACUCACAGAUGAACAGCAGCAAGCCCUAAGGCAGCAACUUCAUAAAGAUUCUAAGGGAACAGUGUCUUUUGGAGAUUUCAUUGAAGUUUCAAGGAAUCUGUUGUCUGUACAAUCAAAUGAAACGGAUGAUGGCCACAAAUCUGAAGCCUUUGGGAUGGGUGAAGUUGCCAGCUUGCAGGACUCACAGUUUGUAACCUGUGAUUCCUUGGAGGAUGAUGUGGAAAAACUUAAGAAAGAAAGAAAUGAAGCUUUAAAAGAAAUUAGCAAAUUAAAGGAAGAACUGUCUGAAUCUGUGAACUUACAGAAGCAGUUAGCAGAGCAGCUUCAAGUAGUCAAGCAAGAAGCCAAGGCAGCUGUGGAGGAGACGCGAGCCCUGCGCAGCAGAAUCCACCUUGCAGAGGCUGCUCAGAGGCAGGCCCGGGGCAUGGAGCUGGACUAUGAGGAGGUGAUUCGCCUCUUGGAGGCUGAAAUUGGAGAGCUGAAGGCUCAGCUCACUGAGCAUUCUGGCCAAAAUAAAGAGAGCAUUCACGACUUGAGAAAGAGGGUUACAGUGCUUGACUGCCAGCUGCGGAAAUCCGAGUCGGCCAGGAAGACCUUUGAGGUGGCCACUGAAAAAUUGCUGCAAUUUGUAGAGGUUGUGCAUGAAAUACUUUCAGAUAACUCCACUUCAUCAACAAUUUUAAGUGACAGGAGGACGUUGUCCACUAAAGCACUUCUGGCUCGGCUGGGAAGGGUCGGACCCACUGUCACAGCAGCUCUUGCAGCAGAAGCCAGGGACCUUGCCAAGUCUGUCCGUGCCAUUCUGGAAGUGGAUUGUCUGCCUUAUGGAUGGGAAGAAGCUUAUACAGCUGAUGGAAUCAAAUAUUUUAUCAACCACGUGACACAGACCACGUCCUGGAUCCACCCCGUGACGAGCGCCCUGAGCUUGCUGUGCUCCGAGGAGGAGGAGGAUGGCAUCAGAGACCCCAAGAGCUGAGGACAGCUGUGCACACAGAGGAGUUGGUCUGGUUUUAGUCCCUUAGUGAGCAGAUGCACAGGUUUUAAUCUACCUGCUUUCUAGUGUGAUGUAGUAGUAGCUGGUGACAUUUCUCCUCAUCAAGCUGGAGGAAGUUCUGCUGGUUUUGAGGCGGGUUUGUUGAUGUGUGCUACAAAGGAUGCAGGUGCCACAGAAUCAGUCUCACCUUAGGGCCCAGUCCCACCUUUUCAUGAUUUCCCCACGGACCCAUCAUUUCCCUGACCUGGAGCAGAAUUUUCCAGGUCAGCUGAAAUUUUCAC